GUGAGUGCAAGAUGCCUGCUAUAAGAUGCUUUGUGAGAGCAGAGACACAAGUGCAUUUGUGAUAUUUGAAGAUACUUGUUGUUUAGGUACCAUGAGGUUGGUUGGAGGAAAUUCUGAGUUCGAAGGUCGAGUCGAGAUCAACCGAGGAGGUGUCUGGGGGACAAUCUGUGAUGGUAACUGGGGGAUAGAGGAGGCCCAGGUGGUGUGCCGUGAGAUUGGCCAUGGUGGGGCAGUAGCUGCCUUUGGUUCCGCACACUUCGGCCAGGGAAGUGGAACCAUUUGGCUGAACAACGUGGACUGCGCUGGAAAUGAGGACUCCCUUUCUACCUGCCCUCUGCUGUCGGACGUGACCAACACAUGCACACAUGCCGACGAUGCUGGGGUCCAGUGCAGAGAUCUUGAUGACUGCAGGCCGGAACCUUGUCAGAAUGGAGGAACCUGUCUGGAUCAAGUGAAUGACUUUGUCUGUCACUGUCCCCAUCCAUAUGAAGGGAAAACGUGUGAUAUCAACACUGCUGAUCCAUGUCAGAGUGGACCAUGUGAGAACGGAGGGGUGUGCUCCAGCAGUGGAGGCAGUUUCACCUGCUCAUGUCAGCCGGGAUGGGAGGGGACCACCUGCCAGAUAAACAUUGACGAGUGUGCCAGCACUCCGUGUAAACAUGGAGGGACCUGCACUGACGGCAUCAACCUGUACACCUGUACCUGCCCCACGGGCUGGAAAGGAACUGAUUGUCAGAACUUCACCUGUGCGGGCCGUGCACUUUCCAAAUAUCAGAACCCAGAUGACUGCAAGACGUACUACGAGUGUUUGGAUGGGUUUCCAGACUAUGUCCUGCAGCAAUGUGCCCCACAGUACACCGUGUUCAGCCAGGCUACCAUGAAGUGUGAAUGGCCCGAGGAUGUGGAGGGCUGUGACAUCACCUAUGUGUGCUCCACCCCAUGUGAGAAUGGAGGGAGCUGCUCUGGGUCAGAUGAGUGCACCUGUCCUGAGGGCUAUGGGGGGACAACGUGCCAGUACGACCUCAGCAUCCCAUUCAGCACCACCCUGACCUGUGACGGCAGCACCUUCAACCCCUUCCGACUGAACGGUGUCUGCGCCAACACCUACUACAUGUGCACCCCGGGCCGAAACAUCCCCUUCAUCCUCAGCUGCCCUGCUGAUCUGGUCUUCAACAAUGACAACAUGGUGUGUGACUGGCGUGACAACGUGCCUGGGUGUUGUACCAUUCGUACCGGCGGAACGGCUGACUUCUACCCUUUUGGCGAGUCUGCUGGUGACACGGUGAAUCCCAAAGCUGAUGAUGGUAGUUCCGAGAAGCAAACUUCGGCGUACGGCGGCGGAUUCCCGUACUUCGGUGGAAUUUACCGUGACUUCUGGAUCAACAACAAUGGCGUGGUGUCGUUCGGAGGAGAAGUGACUAUCUUCACACCCAGCCCCUUCCCUAUCCAGUCCUUCCCAAUCGUAGCGGUCUUCUGGGCAGAUGUGGAUAACAGGCGCGCCGGGGAUGUGUACUGGAGACAGACCACCACAGACCAGUCGCUGCUGACACAAGUGUCGCAGGACAUCGUCGCCAACCACCCGGACAUCACCAGCUACCAGGCGGGCUGCGUAUUGGUGGCGACCUACCACGACGUGACGUACUAUGGCGGCAGCGCAAACACCAACCGCCAGUCGUUCCAGGUUGUGUUGGCAACCGACGGCAUCCAGUCUUUCGCCAUCUUCAAGUACGGAGACAUCCUUUGGACGACGGGAAGCGCCAGUAUGGGGGACGCAGCGACUGGUCUUGGCGGGGUCCCAGCACAGGCAGGGUUUAAUUCCGGGGACGGGACGAACUACCACACCGUGCCCGGCUCGCGGUCCUCUGAGAUUGUAGACGUGGAGACCAGGACAAACGUUGGGCAGCCUGGCACCUUCAUGUUCCAGAUCAACGGCAACAAGAUCGUCCCCCUAGGCAAGGUGAGGCUAGUCGGAGGCAGUUCUGAAUUCAACGGUCGUGUCGAGAUCAACCGCGGAGGAGUCUGGGGGACGAUCUGUGAUGACGACUGGGGAAUGGAGGAGGCGCAGGUGGUGUGCCGUGAGCUGGGCCACGGUGGAGCUGUAGCAGCCCACGGCUCCGCAUACUACGGCCAGGGAAGCGGACCUAUCUACCUCAACAACAUGGACUGCGCUGGGACCGAGAUGUCCCUGUCAGACUGCCCGCUUCUCUCUGGCGGGACGGAUACAUGCACACACGCCAAUGAUGCAGGGGUGGAGUGUAAAGAUCUUGAUGACUGUCAGCCCAAUCCUUGUGCGAACGAGGGGAUAUGUCUGGACCGUGUGGACGGUUUUGUGUGUGUUUGUCAACCUCCGUUUGAAGGAAAGGACUGCAACAUCGAUACCAGCGACCCUUGCUUCAAUGACCCUUGUCAACACGGAGGCGUGUGCUCUGCUGAUGGCGACAAAUUCGUCUGCUCGUGUCAGUCGGGAUGGAACGGUACAACAUGCGGAACGUAUGCCCUGAACCCAUGCGACAGCGGACCUUGUCAAAACGGAGGCUUGUGCUUUGCAAGCGAAGAUAAAUUUGCCUGCUCAUGCCAGCCUGGAUGGAACGGCACGACUUGUGAAACAAACAUUGACGAGUGCAGCCCCAACCCUUGUCAGAACGGAGGGGUGUGUCAGGACCUGGAGGCUGACUUCUCCUGCAGUUGUCCUGCUCCAUACGAGGGCAAGAUGUGUGAAACAUAUGUAAACCCCUGUGACAGCGGACCUUGUCAACACGGAGGCGUGUGUUCUGCAAGCGGCGCUACAUUUACCUGCUCAUGUCAGCCUGGAUGGGACGGCACCACGUGCGGAAUUAACAUCGACGACUGCAGCCCUGACCCUUGUCAGAACGGAGGGGUGUGUAUGGAUCUUGUCGACAACUUCUUUUGCUUUUGUCCUGCUCCUUACAGGGGCGACAUGUGUGAAAUAUAUGUGGACCCCUGUGACAGCGGACCAUGUCAAAACGGAGGCGUGUGUUCUGCAAGCGGCGCUACAUUUACCUGCUCAUGUCAGCCUGGGUGGAACGGUACCACAUGUGAAACAGACAUUGAUGAGUGCAGCCCCAACCCCUGUCAGAACGGAGGGGUGUGUCAGGAUCUGGAGGCUGACUUCUCCUGCAGUUGUCCUGCUCCAUACGAGGGCAAGAUGUGCGAGAUAUAUGUGGACCCCUGUGACAGCGGACCUUGUCAAAACGGAGGCAGGUGUUUUACAUUCGGUGUUUUCUUUAUCUGUCGGUGCCAGCCUGGAUGGGACGGCCGCACUUGCGAAACGGAUCUUGACGAGUGCAGCUCCAACCCUUGUCAGAACGGAGGGGUGUGUCAGGAUCUGGUGGCUGACUUCUCUUGCAGUUGUCCUGCUCCAUACGAGGGCAAGAUGUGCGAGAUAUAUGUCGACCCCUGUGACAGUGGACCUUGUCAAAACGGAGGCGUGUGUUCCGCAAGCGGCGCUACAUUUACCUGCUCAUGUCAGCCUGGAUGGGACGGUACCACGUGUGAAACAGACAUUGACGAGUGCAGCCCCGACCCUUGUCAGAACGGAGGGGUGUGUCAGGACCUGGUGGCUGACUUCUCCUGCAAUUGCCCUGCACCAUACGAGGGCAAGAUGUGCGAGACAUAUGUGGACCCCUGUGACAGCGGACCUUGUCAAAAUGGAGGCGUGUGUUCUGCCUUCGGCGCUUUCUUUACCUGCUCAUGUCAGCCUGGAUGGUACGGCCUCACUUGCGAAAUGGAUCUUGACGAGUGCAGCUCUGACCCUUGUCAGAACGGAGGGGUGUGUCAGGACCUGCUGGCUGACUUCUCUUGCAGUUGUCCUGCUCCAUACGAGGGCAAGAUGUGCGAGACAUAUGUGGACCCCUGCGGCAGCGGACCAUGUCAAAACGGAGGCGUGUGUUCUGCAAGCGGUGCUACAUUUACCUGCUCAUGUCAGCCUGGAUGGAACGGCACCACGUGCGGAAUGAACAUAGAUGAGUGCAGCCCAGACCCUUGUCAGAACGGAGGAGUGUGUCAGGACCUGGUGGCUGACUUCUCUUGCAGCUGCCCUGCUCCAUACGAGGGUAAAAUGUGCGAGAUAUAUGUGGACCCCUGUGAUAGUGGUCCUUGUCAAAACGGAGGCGUGUGUUCUGCCAACGGCGCUACAUUUACCUGCUCAUGUCAGUCGGGAUGGAACGGGGCCACUUGUGAAUUGAACAUCGAUGAGUGCAGCCCCAACCCUUGUCAGAACGGAGGGGUGUGUCAGGACCUGGUGGCUGACUUCUCCUGCAGUUGCCCUGCUCCGUACGAGGGCAAGAUGUGCGAGACAUAUGUGAACCCCUGUGACAGCGGACCAUGUCAAAACGGAGGCGUGUGUUCUGCAAGCGGCGCUACAUUUACCUGUUCAUGUCAGCCAGGAUGGAACGGUACCACGUGCGAAACGGACAUUGACGAGUGCAGCCCCAACCCUUGUCAGAACGGAGGGGUGUGUCAGGACCUGGUGGCUGACUUCUCCUGCAGUUGUCCUGCUCCGUAUGAGGGCAAGAUUUGCGAGACAUAUGUGAAUCCCUGCGGCAGCGGACCUUGUCAAAACGGAGGCAUGUGUUCUGCAAGCGGUGCUACAUUUACCUGCUCAUGUCAGCCAGGAUGGAACGGCACCACGUGCGAAACAGACAUUGACGAGUGCAGCCCAGACCCUUGUCAGAACGGAGGGGUGUGUCAGGACUUGGUGGCUGAUUUCUCCUGCAGUUGUCCUGCUUCGUAUGAGGGCAAAAUAUGCGAGACAUAUGUAGACCCCUGUAGUAGCGGACCUUGUCAAAACGGUGGCGUGUGUUCUGCAAGCGGCGCUACAUUUACCUGCUCAUGUCAGCCAGGAUGGAACGGCACCACGUGCGAAACAGACAUUGACGAGUGCAGCCCCAACCCUUGUCAGAACGGAGGGGUGUGUCAGGACCUGGUGGCUGACUUCUCCUGCAGUUGUCCUGCUCCGUAUGAGGGCAAGAUGUGCGAGAUAUAUGUAGACCCCUGUAGUAGCGGACCUUGUCAAAACGGUGGCGUGUGUUCUGCAAGCGGCGCUACAUUUACCUGCUCAUGUCAGCCUGGAUGGAACGGGGCCACGUGCGGAAUGAAUAUUGAUGAGUGCAGCCCCAACCCUUGUCAGAACGGAGGGGUGUGUCAGGACCUGGUGGCUGACUUUUCCUGCAGCUGCCCUGUACCAUACGAAGGCAAGAUUUGCGAGACAUAUGUGGACCCCUGUAGCAGCGGACCCUGUGAAAACGGAGGCGUGUGUUCUGCAAGCGGUGCUACAUUUACCUGCUCAUGUCAGCCUGGAUGGAACGGGGCCACGUGCGGAAUGAACAUUGACGAGUGCAGCCCUGACCCUUGUCAGAACGGAGGGGUGUGUCAGGACCUGGUGGCUGACUUCUCUUGCAGUUGUCCUGCACCAUAUGAGGGCAAGAUGUGUGAGAUAUAUGUGGACCCCUGUGGCAGUGCACCUUGUCAACAUGCAGGCUUGUGUUUUGCGAGUGGCGAUAAAUUCACUUGUUCAUGUCAGCCUGGUUGGAACGGCACCACGUGUGAAAUGAACAUUGAUGAGUGCAGCCCAGACCCUUGUCAGAACGGAGGGGUGUGUCAGGACCUGGUGGCUGACUUCUCUUGCAGUUGUCCUGCUCAGUACGAGGGCAAGAUGUGUGAAAUCUAUGUGGACCCUUGUGACAGUGACCCUUGUCAGCACGGAGGCGUGUGUUCUGCAAGCGGAGCUACAUUUACCUGCUCAUGUCAGCCUGGAUGGAACGGCACCACGUGCGGGAUAAACAUUGACGACUGCAGCCCUGACCCUUGUCAGAACGGAGGGGUGUGUGAGGAUCUUGUCGCUGACUUCUUCUGCAACUGUCCCUCUCCAUACGAGGGCAAGAUGUGUGAGAUAUAUGUGGACCCUUGUGGAAGCAAGCCUUGCCAAAACGGAGGCGUGUGUUCUGCAAACGGCGACAAGUUUACCUGCUCGUGUCAGCCUGGGUGGGACGGCACCAUGUGCGAAAUAAGUCUUGAUGACUGCAGCCCCAACCCUUGUCAAAACGGAGGGGUGUGUCAGGAUCUUGUCGACGACUUCUCUUGCGAUUGCCCUGUUCCAUAUGAAGGCAAGAUGUGCGAAACAUACGUUCCUACGACUCCGCCCUAUGUGCCCACCACCACCGUCACAGACGUACCGACCACCGCCGCAGUCACAGACGUGCCCACUAUAGCUACCGCCACAGUUACAGACGUGCCCACCACCCCGAUCACAGACGGGGCUGUGGUGCCCUUCAAUCCUGACCAGGAGUGUGGAGAACAGAUGUUCUUCAUGUUGGCAGGGAACUGCCAAAGCUACUACUACGUCUGCUCGCUGGGGUACGACUCCCCGAUCCUUAUGUACUGUCCACCCGGCCUCAUCUUCAACAAGGACCUUCUCGUGUGCGACUGGCCGUACAAUGUUCUGCUCACAAAGUGCAGUUUUGACGUGGCGACGAUGAAGCUCCUCAUCAUCCUCCUGCCCCUGGUGACUUGGGUGUCCUGUACCCCGCCGCUGUCUGAGGCGAAGGGUAAUGGCGACCUCCCGGCUGUGGACCGCGCAGACCUCACCGACAUGCAGGCAAGGGUUGCAAUGGCGGUACCAUAUGCCCCCACCGGUUCACCGACUGCUGACCCAUGUCUGAGCAAUCCUUGCCUAAACGGAGGGACGUGCCUGACUCAACAAGACACCUACUCCUGUCUGUGCGCACCUGGCUGGGCGGGAACCAACUGUGAUGCAGUUCUGACCACCCCCGACAACAGAGGCACUCAGUUCAUGCUAGGUUUCCUUUACAACAGCGGUGGUGGAUCACAACUUGAGCUCUUCAUCACCAGCGCGAGUGCAGACCCUGCCUCUGUCACAAUCACAGCUCCAUAUGCCAGCUACACACGGCAGCUGACGGUCACGGACGCAGCAGUGGAGGUUGUGACCCUACCACGGUCCCUCGUCUUGACUGGCAGUGAAAAGGCAAGAAAAGGCAUUCUUGUUACUGCCGACAAGGAGAUCAUUGUGUACGGCGUCAACAAGAAGCGGGCAACAACUGAUGGCUUUCUUGGUCUCCCUAUAGAUGUCAUGGGUACUGAGUACGUAGUUGCUUCCUAUGAGUACUUUCAGCCUUCUGAGUUUGGAGUUUUUGGCAUUGAAGAUGGUACCGUGGUCGAUAUCACACUUAAAGAGUCUGCACAAUGUAACGGGGUGACGUACUCUAGCGGAAGGGUAGUGCGUGUGGUUAUAAAUAGAUUUGAUGCCAUGCAGUGCCAAGGGAGGUCCAGCUCAGACCUAACUGGAACGAGAAUCGUGUCAGAUAAGCCCAUUUCCCUCAUGUCUGGAAUGAAAUGUGUGCAGGUUCCCAAUGGGGUACCAGCUUGUGAUCAUAUCGUAGAGCAUAUCCCUCCCGUCAACACCUGGGGACAACGCUUUGUAACAGUUCCUCUUGCACUACGCCGUGCAGGGGACAUUUUCCGCAUCGUGUCGGCUUCAGAUGGCACCACUGUAGAUGUCACAGGACAUGCUCCCAGACUGCUUAAUUCGGGUGAAAUGUGGGAGCUAGAUGUCCCCUCUGACACCUACCAGGCGAUUACGUCCUCCCAACCCGUUAUGGUCCUACAGUACUGCAAAAGCCAGGAUGCAGAUGGGAUGGAGACUGAUCCAUUCAUGAUGUACAUCCCGCCUAUAGAGCAGUUCGCCGCUGACUAUACUUUCGCUACCGUCGAUGCCGUAGGCUCAUCAUACACCAACUAUGUAAACAUUGUCAUAAAAACCUCCGAAACGGCUGGCCUAACCUACGAUGGAAACCGCCUGCCUUCCUCAUUGACAUGGACUGUGAUUCCUGGUACCGAUCUGUCGGCGACGCAACUACACAUUGCUACCAACGGUACCCACAAGAUCAAGCACGACUCAGCUAUUGUCACAUUCUCUUUAUUCUACUACGGAUUCUCCAGUUAUGACUCCGUUGGCUUCCCCGGUGGCCUGCGUUUGGCGAAGCUCUCUGGUGAGUGUCAGAUGACCGAGACCGCGUAUGGUGACGGUGUGGACAACGACUGUGACAAGCUCGUGGAUGAGGAGCUACUCAAUGGAAUAGAUGACGACGGCGACGGUCUGAUAGACGAAGACGUCGCCGCGGUCGCCCACGACAUCGAUGAGUGUGCGCUGGGAAUUGCCAUCUGUGAUGACAAUGCCACCUGCGUCAAUACUCACGGCUCCUACAAGUGCGUGUGUGAUCCUGGGUUCACCGGCGAUGGCAAAGUCUGCUGGACUAGAAGCACGUGCACCGUGUUUGGCGUCACGCAUUACAACACCUUCGACGGCCUCGCCCAUGACUUCAGCGGCCAGUGCCCCACCACCCUGAGCAGCAGCUGCCGCGCCAGCGGGAACCUGCCGUACUUCCAUGUGAUAACCAACAGCGACCCGCGCGGAGACCCCACAACCAGCUACGUCUCGGAAGUGACCGUGGAAGUCUACAACCGCACCAUCGUCAUACAGCAAGACAAGACCGUCUAUAUCAACCAAAUCAUCACCACCCUUCCCGCCCAGCCUCUCGAUGACCUCACCAUCAAGUUUGGCGGCCAAUAUGUCGUCAUAGAAACGACCUUUGGCCUCAAAGUGCAGUACGACGGCUCCCACCGUGUGGAGGUGACCGUCCCCGAAACCUACCAGGACGCGCUGUGCGGUCUGUGUGGGAACUACAACGGCAACGACGCCGAUGAGUUCAUCACCCCUGAUGGGUCACUGGCGGCGGACGUCAUGCAGUUUGGCAACAGCUGGUUGGUGGAUGGACACGGAGAAGUGUGCGUAGCGAACCCCCCACCUCCCAACCGGUGUGACGCCGCUCUGCAGCAGACAGUGACUGGGCUGUGCGGGAUGCUGACCGACGGUGCCCACGCCUUCGCUGCAUGUUACUCUACUCUGAACCCUGAGGGAACGUACCAGACCUGUGUGUACGACAUGUGUGCCCUGAACGGCGACGAGACUUCCCUCUGCAACAACCUCCAGGCCUACGCCGACGCCUGCGCUGAAGCUGGCAUCAACGUGGGGUCGUGGAGAAACACGUCCUUCUGCCCCCUGUCCUGCCCAGCGAGCAGCCACUAUGACCCGUGCUCUAGCGCCUGUCCCGCCACCUGUACGGACGUGUCCGCGCCGCUCUACUGCAACACGACGUGUGUGGAGGGGUGCGAGUGUGACGCCGGGUACGUCCUGAGCGGGGACCAGUGCGUCCUCCGGGAGCAGUGCGGCUGCACCAGGGAUGGAUUGUACUACGCUGUCGGUCAGACGUGGGGGGAGGGCUGUGACCGGACCUGUGAGUGCGUCAGCAAGAACAACAUCCAGUGCACCGGGGGUGGCUGUGACGUCAACGCCACCUGUGCUAUACAGAAUGGUGUCCAAGGCUGCUACUGCAACCCAGGGUACUGGGGAAACGGCUCUUACUGCGGAGAAUUGUGCGACAUCAAUCCUUGCAAAAACGGUGCAACCUGCAUCAACGAUGACAAAGGAGGACACAUCUGCGUGUGCGCAUCUGGGUGGAGCGGUGACGCGUGUGAUGAAGACCUGUCUCCACCUGACCCGGCGGGGCCGUCCUCCACCGCUGUCCCCGUCAUCAUCGGCUCGUACAUCUCCGGCAUGAUGUGCGACGGCUGGACCUUCUUCCUCGUGGAGAACGACUGCAGCAGCAUCUACUACGUCUGCUCCCCGGGGCACGACGCGCCUAUCCUCUUCAACUGUCCGGCUAACCUCGUCUUCAACAAAGACCUCGGGGUGUGCGACUGGCCGGACCACGUGCCCUACUGCUCAUGUCAGUCUGGACUGGCUGGCGCCUCUUGCCAAAUAAAUCUUGAUGACUGCAGUCCUAACCCUUGUCAGAACGGAGGGUUAUGUCAGGACCUGGUUGGCGACUUCGUCUGCCAUUGCCUGCCUUCAUACCAGGGCAAGACGUGUGAGAUAUUUGUGGACCCCUGUAACAGUGGACCUUGCCAACACGGAGGCGUGUGUUCUGUGAGCGGCAAUAAAGUUACAUGCUCGUGUCAGCCUGGAUGGAACGGCAACUUUUGUGAAAUGAACAUUGAUGAGUGCAGCCCAGACCCUUGUCAGAACGGAGGAGUGUGUCAGGACCUGGUGGCUGACUUCUCUUGCAGCUGCCCUGCUCCAUACGAGGGCAAGAUGUGUGAGAUAUAUGUGAGCCCUUGCGGCAGCGGACCUUGUCAAAACGGAGGCGUGUGUUCUGCCAGUGGAGCUACAUUUACCUGCUCAUGUCAGCCAGGAUGGAACGGUACCACGUGCGGAAUGAACAUUGACGAGUGCAGCCCCAACCCUUGUCAGAACGGAGGGGUGUGUCAGGACCUGGUGGCUGACUUCUCCUGCAGUUGUCCUGCUCCAUACGAGGGCAAGAUGUGUGAGAUAUAUGUGGAUCCAUGUGGCAGCGGACCUUGUCAAAACGGAGGCGUGUGUUCUGCAAGCGGUGCUACAUUUACCUGUUCAUGUCAGCCUGGAUGGAACGGGGCCACCUGCGGAAUAAACAUUGACGAGUGCAACCCGAAUCCUUGUCAGAACGGAGGGCUGUGUCAGGACCUGGUGGCUGACUUCUCUUGCAGCUGUCCUGCACCAUAUGAGGGCAAGAUGUGCGAGACAUAUGUGAGCCCCUGUAACAGCGGACCUUGUCAAAACGGAGGCGUGUGUUCUGCAAGCGGCGCUACAUUUACCUGCUCAUGUCAGCCUGGCUGGAACGGGGCCACUUGCGGAACAAAUCUUGACGAGUGCAGCCCCAACCCUUGUCAGAACGGAGGGGUGUGUCAGGACCUGGUGGCUGACUUCUCUUGCAGUUGUCCGCCUCUAUACGAGGGCAAGACGUGCGAGAUAUAUGUCUCCACACCUCCGCCAUUCGUACCCACCACCGCUCCCGUCAUCACCGAGGGGGCUGUUGUGCCGUUCAGUCCGGGGUUGACCUGCAACGGGCUCAACUUCUUCCUGCUGGAUUCCGACUGCAGCAACAUCUACUACGUCUGCUCCCCGGGGCACGACGCCCCCAUCCUCAUGCACUGUCCGGCCACUCUGGUCUUCAACAAGGACAUCCGAGUGUGCGACAACCCGCUAGCCGUUGUCUACUGCUAUUUUGACGUGGUGACGAUGCUGCUCCUCAUCAUCCUCCUGUCCCUGGUGACUUGGGUGUCAUGUGCACCGCCGCUGGCUGAACCGAACAGUGAUGGCGACUCCCCGGCUCCGGACAGCACAGCCUUCAGCGACAUGAGGGCAAGGGAUGCAAUACUGCCGCUAGCAUAUGAAUGUUCCAACUGGACGCGCUGGAUUAACCGUGACCAUCCUAGCGGCAAUGGGGACUUUGAAGACCUUCCAACAAUUCACGCUUGGUAUCCCGGACGGGUACCCUGCUCAGUCCCGUCGGCUGUCCAAGCCCGUACCGUGGGGACUCACAUCGAUGCUUCCCAGACAGGACAAGUCUUCAGGGACUAUAGGCCGGAAGUCGGCUUAGCGUGUUGGAACUCAGACCAGAGUGACGGGGCAUGCCUGGACUAUGAAGUCCGCUUCUGCUGCGAUCCAAUCCCUAAUCCAGAUCCGACGGGGCCGUCCUCCACCGCCGUCCCCGUCAUCAUCGGCUCGUACAUCUCCGGCAUGAUGUGCGACGGCUGGACCUUCUUCCUCGUGGAGAACGAUUGCAGCAGCAUCUACUACGUCUGCUCCCCGGGGCACGACGCGCCCAUCCUCUUCCACUGUCCGGCUAACCUCGUCUUCAACAAGGACCUCGGGGUGUGCGACUGGCCGGACCGCGUGCCCUACUGCUCAUGUCAUGGACUGGCCGGCGCCUCUUGUCAAAUAAAACGGAGGGUUAUGCCAGGACCUGGGUGCUGCCAUUGCCUGCCUUCAUACCAGGGCAAGACGUGUGAGAUAUUUGUGGACCCCUGUAACAGUGAACCAUGUCAACACGGAGGCGUGUGUUCUGUGAGCGGCAAUAAAGUUACAUGCUCGUGUCAACCUGGAUGGAACGGCAACUUUUGUGAAAUGAACAUAGACGAGUGCAGCCCAGACCCUUGUCAGAACGGAGGGGUGUGUCAGGACCUGUUGGCUGACUUCUCUUGCAGUUGUCCUGCUCCAUACGAAGGCAAGAUGUGCGAGAUAUAUGUGGAUCCAUGUGGCAGCGGACCUUGUCAAAACGGAGGCGUGUGUUCUGCAAGCGGCGCUGCUUUUACCUGCUCGUGUCAGCCUGGAUGGAACGGGGCCACUUGCGGAAUGAACAUUGACGAGUGCAGUCCCAACCCUUGUCAGAACGGAGGGGUGUGUCAGGACCUGGUGGCUGACUUCUCCUGCAGUUGUCCUGCUUCAUACGAGGGCAAGAUGUGCGAGACAUAUGUGAGCCCCUGUAACAGCGGACCUUGUCAAAACGGAGGCGUGUGUUCUGCAAGCGGCGCUACAUUUACCUGCUCAUGUCAGCCUGGAUGGAACGGGGCCACUUGCGGAACAAAUCUUGACGAGUGCAGUCCCAACCCUUGUCAGAACGGAGGGGUGUGUCAGGACCUGGUGGCUGACUUCUCUUGCAGUUGUCCGCCUCUAUACGAGGGCAAGACGUGCGAGAUAUAUGUCUCCACACCUCCGCCGUACAUACCCACCACCGCUCCCGUCAUCACCGAGGGGGCUGUUGUGCCGUUCAGUCCGGGGUUGACCUGCAACGGGCUCAACUUCUUCCUGCUGGAUUCCGACUGCAGCAACAUCUACUACGUCUGCUCCCCGGGGCACGACGCGCCCAUCCUCAUGCACUGCCCGGCCACUCUGGUCUUCAACAAGGACAUCCGAGUGUGCGACAACCCGCUAGCCGUUGUCUACUGCCAAUUGACGACACCAAAGCUGUUCACAAAGCGCAGUUUUGACGUGACCACGAUGAAGUUUCUCAUCCUCCUGUCCCUGGUGACUUGGGUGUCCUGUACCCCGCUGGUGUCUGAACCUAAGAGUCAUGGCGUAUUACCGGUUGUGGACCGCGCAGCAACGCCCAUACCGACCACCGCACCACAGGGCACGUCUACCGCGGUGCCGUCUACAACCGAUGUCCCCGUCAUCAUUGGCGCCUUCAUCGCCGGCAUGAAAUGCGAUGGCUGGACCUUCUUCCUCGUGGAGAACGACUGUAGCAGCAUCUACUACGUCUGCUCGCCGGGACAGGACGCGCCUAUCCACAUGCACUGCCCCGCUAACCUCGUCUUUAAUAAGGACCUCGGAGUGUGCGACUGGCCGGACCUCGUGCCCUACUGCUCAUGUCAAUCUGGACUGGCCGGCGCCUCUUGCCAGAUAGAUCUUGAUGACUGCAGUCCCAACCCUUGUCAGAACGGAGGGUUAUGCCAGGACCUGGGUGGUGACUUCGUCUGCCAUUGCCUACCUUCAUACCAGGGCAAGACGUGUGAGGCAUAUGUGGACCCCUGUGGCACCAGACCUUGUCAAAACGGAGGCGUGUGUUCUGCAAGCGGGGCUACAUUUACCUGCUCAUGUCAGCCUGGAUGGAACGGGGCCACGUGCGAAAUGGAUCUUGAUGAGUGCAGCCCCAACCCUUGUCAGAACGGAGGGGUGUGUCAGGACCUGGUGGCUGACUUCUCUUGCAGCUGUCCUGCUCCAUACGAGGGAAAGAUGUGUGAGACAUAUGUCUCCACACCUCCGCCAUUCGUACCCACCACCGCUCCCGUCAUCACCGAGGGGGCUGUUGUGCCGUUCAGUCCGGGUUUGAUGUGCAACGAACUGAACUUCUUCCUCCUAGAGAACGACUGCAGCAGCAUCUACUACGUCUGCUCCCCGGGGCACGACGCGCCCAUCCUCAUGCACUGCCCGGCCACCCUGGUCUUCAACAAGGAUUUGCGAGUGUGCGACAACCCUCUAGCCGUUGUCUACUGCUAGAAGAUAACAGGUUGCUCUCUAGAUCCAUUAUAUUAUACCAACACCAAUGCCAUUGGUUGGCAUGUGCAAAACAAAAUGUUCAGGGCUAAAUAAAUGGAUAUCGUUGACAGACUAUCGUUAUCUUUUAUUAU
Messenger RNA from Branchiostoma floridae (Florida lancelet), 14043 nucleotides. RefSeq lists its product as uncharacterized. Gene Ontology annotation, molecular function: chitin binding; calcium ion binding. NCBI's taxonomy places the organism in Eukaryota, Metazoa, Chordata, Leptocardii, Amphioxiformes, Branchiostomatidae. The transcript is spliced from 89 exons. Gene Ontology annotation, biological process: heterophilic cell-cell adhesion; establishment or maintenance of epithelial cell apical/basal polarity; cell-matrix adhesion. Gene Ontology annotation, cellular component: protein-containing complex; plasma membrane; extracellular region. The record is from RefSeq and is a predicted model, not a curated record. The coding region runs from base 26 to 13912 and encodes 4628 amino acids.